AUGAUGAUCGUGAGCGAACACGUGGACCUGCCGACGCCGACGGGCGUCAUGCGGACGUAUGUCCACCGCCCAACGGACGCGUCGACGCGGUACCCGACGAUCCUCCUCUUCUCCGAGAUCUUCCAGCAGACCGGGCCCAUCGAGCGCACGGCGCGCUACGUCGCGGGCCAUGGCUACGUCGUGCUCGUGCAGGAAGUGUUCCACGAGCUCAACCCAAUUGGCACGAUUCUCGCCUUGUGA
This is a messenger RNA of Saprolegnia parasitica CBS 223.65, 240 nucleotides long. RefSeq lists its product as hypothetical. The transcript has 2 exons. NCBI's taxonomy places the organism in Eukaryota, Oomycota, Saprolegniomycetes, Saprolegniales, Saprolegniaceae. Gene Ontology annotation, molecular function: hydrolase activity. Bases 1 to 240 code for a protein of 79 amino acids. The record is from RefSeq and is a predicted model, not a curated record.